Molecule: messenger RNA, 462 nt
Organism: Psilocybe cubensis
Lineage: Eukaryota; Fungi; Basidiomycota; Agaricomycetes; Agaricales; Agrocybaceae
Exons: 1
Coding region: 1-462 (153 amino acids)
Biological process (GO): translation
Cellular component (GO): ribosome
Molecular function (GO): structural constituent of ribosome
Source: RefSeq, a predicted model, not a curated record
AUGCUUCCUCACGACCUCUGCUCCAAAAUCCAAAAUGCUUUUCGCGCACGCCACCAAAAGCUUGCUGUGAACCACAGCACCCAAAACCUCGGGAUCCUGAACAUUUUGCUACGAGCAGGCUUCAUUUCGAGCAUUACACGUGGAACUAUUAACGGGCCUAACCCUGCUGAGUUCAACGCCGCUAAGGAAAGCGAGCGUAGAAUAUGGGCCGACCUCAAGUACCGCGACGACCAGCCAGUGCUAUCGAACAUGGAGCUCAUCAGUCUUCCCAGUCGACGGGUGUUUAUGGACUUGGCAGGUAUUCGCGCAAUCUGUUCGGGUAGGAGGAACAAGCAAAUCCCCCCACUCGGGAUGGGUGAAGUGGCUAUGGUCAAGACGCAGGACAAGGAACACGAGUGGUUGGAAGCGAGGGAGGCGCUGCAGAUGAAGAUACCUGGCGAGGUUAUCUGCCGAGCGAGAUAG